Messenger RNA from Fusarium oxysporum Fo47, 723 nucleotides. RefSeq lists its product as uncharacterized. The coding region runs from base 1 to 723 and encodes 240 amino acids. The transcript is spliced from 2 exons. The record is from RefSeq and is a predicted model, not a curated record. Lineage: Eukaryota; Fungi; Ascomycota; Sordariomycetes; Hypocreales; Nectriaceae.
AUGAUGCUUGGGAUGUUGCCCGAUGUUGGAGCGUCUGUUACCUUCUUCCUGAACGCCGACUAUCGCGAGUGUGUUCCUAUAAAGGUUCCUCUUACGGCCAAGCAGAUCACACGUAUAAAUCGUGAUGUCGCCUUCGCUCUCCGCCAUGGUAAUCGAAUGGCUUCUAAUCGUCGCAUCUCUAUUGCGCAAGAGAUUGAAGCAGAGCGCCAGCGGAAGCCCUCAGACCAAGACAAGAUUGCCUCCCUCCAAGCACCCAUCACUGAGAAGUGCGAUCGUACGUUUGCCAAGCAUGCCGCUGAGCCGGUGAACCACAUCAUCAAUAUUUCAUCAACUGCUUCUGCUUCUGCUUCUGCUGCUGCUGAGUCUCCUGGCAAGCCCUUAUAUGUUCAACGAGCCGCCAUUGCUAAGGCCGUUGUCCCCGCCCCGAAGCCUGAGGCCAAGGCCAACAAGUCUGCAUGGGACCAGUCUGCACCUCCUGCCGAGACCUGGGAUACCAAUGACACGCAAAUGGCUCAGAAGUCCACUGACGCUCAACAAGUUCUGGACCUUUUCGUUCAUAUCUAUGGCAUAAAGGACUUUACUAUUGCUAGAAUCGAUAAUCCAGCGAACAAGCCAGUCGCAGCCCCUAUUACCAAUUUUGAUAGCCUGGUACCAAAGUUCCUGUCUAAGGUUGAUCAGUCUGUUGACAUUAAGUCUACUCCUGCUACUGUAAAUGUAGCAUAG